AUGCCUGGGCGUCUAUUAGAGAGCAUUAAAAAAAUUUUUUUAAUAAAAAAAAAUUUUUUUCAAAGAUCAAAUUAUCCAACAAUCCAAAAUAUAGUCAAAGAAACACCAUUAGUAUUUGUUAAUGUAGACGAAUUUGUAGACUUUCCCCGUCCAAUAAAUCCAAAUGUUGUGUAUAUUGGAGGUUUAGGCUUUAAUAAAAUAACAACAACAACAACAUUAAAAGAGCCUUACUUAACUGAAAUAAAUAAAGGAAAGGGAACAAUUUAUUUUUCUUUGGGCUCGUUAUUAAAUACUUUUACUUUACCUAAUAAUUUUAUGAAAAAUUUAUUUGCUUCGUUUGGAAGUUUAAAAGAAUGGCAUUUUAUUGUUAAAAUUAGUGAAGGUGAUGAACAUAGUUUAGAAAUGUCGAAAAAUUAUUCUAAUGUUUUUUUGACGAGUUGGGCACCGCAGAGAGCGAUUUUAGGUAAAUUUUUUGUUUAA
Molecule: messenger RNA, 480 nt
Organism: Meloidogyne enterolobii
Lineage: Eukaryota; Metazoa; Nematoda; Chromadorea; Rhabditida; Meloidogynidae
Source: the annotation of a GenBank genome assembly